CCUGCAAUCUUAAAUAUCAGGAAUUCAUGGAAUCCCUUUCCGAAUCUGCAGUCUAAAUCAUGGUUACCUAGAGGGUUGCUCUUAAGCGGGGAUCGCAGUAAAAAUUGGCAUGCUGUUCCAUUGCUUCCUAGGCAAAGAAAAUCUUAUAUUUGCCCCCGAGCGUCGAAAGAUGUCCCAUACAGUUACCGCUUCCCCCCAAUGACCGAGAAGCCAAAAUGGUGGUGGAGGACAUUAGCUUGUCUCCCCUAUUUGAUGCCCCUUCACGAGACUUGGAUGUAUGCUGAGACAUCAUAUCAUCUACAUCCAUUCCUCGAAGACUUUGAAUUUUUGACAUACCCGUUUCUCGGAGCCAUCGGGAGGUUGCCCAGCUGGUUCUUGAUGGCGUAUUUUUUUGUUGCAUAUCUUGGAGGUGUGAGAAGAAAGGAAUGGCCACAUUUCUUUAGGUUUCAUGUGGUGAUGGGGAUGUUGUUGGAGAUUGCUCUUCAAGUGAUUGGAACUGUGAGCCGGUGGAUGCCGCUCGCCAUCUACUGGGGUAAAGUGGGGAUGCAUUUUUGGACAGCCAUUGCGUUCGCUUAUCUCUUCACCGUCUUGGAAAGCAUAAGGUGUGCUCUUGCUGGUAUGUAUGCUGAUGUACCUUUUGCCUGUGAUGCAGCCUACAUCCAAAUCCCUUAUGAUUGAUUUGCAAAUAGUGCAAAAACAGAGAUUAGUGUAGUCCUUUCAAUUUGUAUUUUGUACUAGCAACUUCCUUUUUAUCAGAAAUUAAUGGUUGUAUGCCACUUUUAGAUCAGAAACAAAUGAGUUUAUGUUGAAGAUAACCAUUUCUCAGUUUGAUCAUUGUUCUUGUAGUUUUAUGACUGUUAAUUUGUAUAGACUUGAGGUUUCAAUUUCACGUUGUUGUUAUUA
Molecule: messenger RNA, 903 nt
Organism: Mercurialis annua (annual mercury)
Lineage: Eukaryota; Viridiplantae; Streptophyta; Magnoliopsida; Malpighiales; Euphorbiaceae
Product: protein TIC 20-I, chloroplastic-like
Exons: 2
Source: RefSeq, a predicted model, not a curated record